This is a messenger RNA of Pygoscelis adeliae (Adelie penguin), 1485 nucleotides long. It is a transcript of the gene NTNG2, whose product is annotated as netrin G2. Bases 1 to 1485 code for a protein of 494 amino acids. NCBI's taxonomy places the organism in Eukaryota, Metazoa, Chordata, Aves, Sphenisciformes, Spheniscidae. The transcript has 7 exons. The record is from RefSeq and is a predicted model, not a curated record.
AUGCUCUACCUGGUUGCUCUCCUCUUGCACUGUCUCCCCUUGGCCAUGGGACAGUAUGACAUUUGCAAGUCCUGGGUGACCACGGACGAUGGCCCGUCAUGGGAGUUUUACGCUUGUCAACCCAAGGCCAUGCGGAUGAAGGAUUAUGUGACAGUACGGGUGGAUCCGGCAGGAAUCACUUGUGGGGACCCACCGGAGAGAUUCUGCACCCAUGAGAACCCGUACCUGUGCAGCGACGAGUGCGACGCCUCCAACCCGGACCUGGCCCACCCGCCGAAACUCAUGUUCGACAGCGAGGACGAAGGGCUGGCCACGUACUGGCAGAGCGUGACGUGGCGCCGGUACCCGGAGCCGCUGCUAGCCAACAUCACGCUGUCCUGGAACAAGAGCAUCGAGCUGACGGAUGACAUUGUGAUAACCUUCGAGUACGGCCGACCCACCAUCAUGAUGCUGGAGAAGUCGCUGGACAACGGGAGGACUUGGCACCCGUACCAAUAUUACGCAGAUGACUGCAUGGAGGCCUUCAGCAUGCCAGCACGGAGGGUCCGGGACCUCUCCACCACCAGUGCCAACAGGGUCCUCUGCACGGAGGAGUAUUCCCGCUGGGCGGGCUCCAAAAAAGAGAAGACCGUCCGGUUCGAGGUGAGGGACCGCUUUGCCAUCUUUGCUGGCCCCGACCUCAAGAACAUGGACAACUUGUACACCCGGCUGGAGAGCGCCAAAGGGCUCAAGGACUUCUUCACCGUGACCGACCUGCGGAUGAGAUUGCUGAGACCGGCCCUGGGGGGCACCUACGUGCAGAGGGAGAACUUGUACAAGUACUUCUAUGCCGUCUCCAACAUUGAAGUCACCGGCAGGUGUAAAUGCAACCUCCACGCUAACCUGUGCACCUUCAAAGAGGGCAGCCUUCAGUGCGAGUGCGAGCACAACACCACAGGGCAGGACUGCGGCAAGUGCAAGAAGAAUUUCCGCUCCAGGUCUUGGCGAGCAGGAUCCUACCUGCCUCUCCCCAACGGGUCCCCCAACGCAUGUGCAGCUGCAGGCUCAGCCUUUGGCACGUAUGAGCGAGCGCAGCAGGUUACCACCGCAAAAACGACCACCACAACAACGCCCACCACCACCACAACGACCACCACAAGAACCACCAGCAUCCCCUUACCUGCCACCACCACCCAGCCAGAAUGUAACUGCAACCAGAUCGGCUCCGUGCACGACCGCUGCAACGAGACCGGCUACUGUGAAUGCAAAGAAGGCGCCACGGGGCCCAAGUGUGACGACUGCCUGCCCAACUACUACUGGAGACAGGGCUGCUUCCCCAACGUCUGUGACGAUGAGCUCCUGCUCUGCCAGAACGGCGGCACCUGCUCCCAGAACACGUUUUUGGACAAAAAGGACUGCGACGGUGCCCCCAGCGCACGCGGCAGCCCCGGCACCAUCCUCCUCGGGGUGCUCGCCCUCCAGCUGCGCAGCUGGGUGGACCUCUGA